This is a messenger RNA of Diuraphis noxia (Russian wheat aphid), 615 nucleotides long. RefSeq lists its product as uncharacterized. NCBI's taxonomy places the organism in Eukaryota, Metazoa, Arthropoda, Insecta, Hemiptera, Aphididae. The record is from RefSeq and is a predicted model, not a curated record.
UGCUUUAAGUUUUUGUAAUUUUUAAUCUGUAAUAAACAAUUAUUAAUAAUUAUGAUAUUGAAUAUUGAGUGCUAAAARAUUCGAAAUUCAUAUUGUAUCCACUUACGAAGUGUUUUARAUUAUUUGAUUCUAUAUAAUUUUUGAAAAAUGUUCAAGCCUAARAAAAAUAAUAAUCCAUCAAAAAAACGAGACAAUGAUGCUCCACCUAAAACCUGUGAGUAUGAGCCCAAACCUACUUUGUAUUCAUCGGUCAUUCAAACAGAGUCGAAGUUGAGGAACAUUUCACUUUCUCGUUUGGAGCCUAAGCCGAACACGAUCAAAGGAGGUGUCAGGGAAGUAAAUUUCCCACUGACCAAACACGUGUACGACUAUAAUAAUAUGGUAAAUGUCGGAUUAAAUAGCAAUUCGAGCACAGUAACUAAACCCAAGCCUAGGGAACCACAUUCAACAAAAAAAACAGAACCCAAGUUGAGCGAUUAUUACACUCCUAGUUUUGAUAAUGUACARCGGAUACAGAUGGACAGCGUAAAAACUAAUCCAGAGUUAACAGUACAAUAUGAUGGUUUGGCGGUGACGAGAUUACUGAACGAAAUUGAUGAUUUAAUUUUUAUAUAA